Molecule: messenger RNA, 234 nt
Organism: Aspergillus chevalieri
Lineage: Eukaryota; Fungi; Ascomycota; Eurotiomycetes; Eurotiales; Aspergillaceae
Exons: 2
Coding region: 1-234 (77 amino acids)
Source: RefSeq, a predicted model, not a curated record
AUGACAAUCACAGGCAAUCUGCAAGCGAGGCAUCAUCCAAUCCGGACCAUCGUGGAAUCUGGAAAGGCCGCAGCAGCACAGGCGAAACUCGACACUUUGAUCUUGCGUAUCGGCGUUCCGGCUAACGCCCCGGGUGCUGAGAAGAUAGCUGCGCUGCGAGUCUUGCUGGCUGAGAAAAUAGUGGAUCCUCUGAAUGGGCAGAUCAUGGCAGCUCCCAACUGGGAUCCAAACUGA